UCAAAUUGCAAGGUUCAUGUACCUUGGCAGGCAACCCCCGUCACAGCACGUUUGAAAGUCGGCCCUGCAUUCUCUCGGACGCAUUUCUCCCUCACGUCGAGCCCACCUCAAUAUACUACUGGGGCCAGCGUUUGCGGCAUAGCUAUAGGUGAUCUACAAACCAAUGUCACAUUCUUCGUGCAUUCACUCAGAGUCAUUCUUGGCUUUCCAGCGUAGGCACGACAUCGCAAUGUAGAAUGUCAGAUUCGAGGAACCAGAAUGCGGUGUAGUAUCAAGGAUUACGAACAGCUUUAUGGCAGGUCAGCGUUAUCUAGCACACAAUUUCCUCGGGCCCUUACCUCCUGCGUCCCUUCUUAACAUCUUCCUCUUGUCUCCCUUAUUUUCUGACCAUGUACUUCGUUCGCUUCUUUGUGUGUAUUUUUUCUUGUCUCUCUGUCGCUCGUGCUUUCAGUGUGACUGUCGGGACUCCCACCCAAUGCGGUCCUCUGAACAUUUCAUGGACUGGUGGGCAAGCACCAUUUGAAAUACUCAUAGCACCCUCUUUGCAACCGUAUCAGAAUGUAUCUGUACCAGCAUCAGCCUUUAGCAAUGGCCAAGGCUCUUAUUCAAUACCGCAAUUGUCAUUGUCGACAGGAACUACGUUUCUACUCACUAUGUCUGACGCCACUGGAUUUGGUUCGGGAGGGACGACAAACAUAUUGACUGUUGGGAAUUCAGUUGGAAAUAAUGUUUGCAGCACUCCAAUUCUGUCACCUCCUUACACCUUCGAGUUGUCUCCACUUCCGCCUAUACAAUGCAGUCAAUUUACCGUUCUGGCCGAAAGUAGUGCAGUCCUGCCUAUUACUAUUGUGCAACUUAUUCCUGGCGGACAAUCAGUUGUAUUCAAUUCCAAUAGCGGCGAAAGUUUUACCUCAGUUGUAAAUGUUGCUGCAGGGACAAACCUCAUGUAUCUGGUCUUCGACUCCUUGGGCAGACAAGGUGGGGUCUCUGGAUUCGAACAGGUUGUGGGCACGGGUAAUUUCUCGUGCCUAAGCGCCAACUCGCCGUCAACUACUGCAGGCAUGUCUGCCACGACCACAGCCACGACUUCACAAUCAUCUAGUUCAAGCAGUUCAUCGACUCCGACAGGUAGUACGUCAAGCAAUGAUGUGGCUCUUAUCGCAGGCACGACGGGCGGCGGGGGCGGCGGUUCUUAUUGCAUUGACGUUCAGUCUUCUACAGGAGAUCCAAAUUACAAAGUCGGCCCUCACAGUGACAUUCCGCCACAAUUCCCUUUCCCAUAUGAAUACGAGACAAACCCCCAACGCUACUAUACCAGACCCAUUCAACCCAGCCUAAGAACCCAGUCAGACAUGACCAAUUCAUCCGCCGGCAACUUCGCAGUCAGCGCUCUUCCCUCGUCAUUCAACCAGACACAACAUUCACGCCAGAGCUCUAACACAGACUCUCAUGUCUAUGGCGAUGCUCGAAGUUCGAUCGUGUCAUCCGCUUACAACCGCCAAUCACCCUCAUCUGCUGGAAAUUUCACAGCAAACGACCCUCGCACACCGUUUAAUCAGACACUACAUUCACGCCAAGGCUCAAACGGAGACUUUGUUAUGUAUGGAGAUGCUCGAAAUUUGGCCAUGUCAUCUGUUGACAGACGAAUGACCACCGUCGCUGAAAUACCAUCACCACAAGAGACAAAUCCUAUUAGCUAUAUUGGUCCAUCCAUUCAAUCUGGAUCUCAGCCAAGCCCUAUUGAUGCGUCUGUUACCAGCUUGGCAGCUAGGGUCCAUCAUGCGCCCUUCAAUCAGACACAGCCUUCCCACCAGAGCACUAACGCAGACUUUGUUGCAUAUGGAAACACUCGAAUGUCAGAUAUGAUGACACCCGCCGAGCAGAUGGCUGUUGGGGCUCGAUCAGCGCCACCAUUACCACGGAAGAUAGUCCCUGUCUACCUUACUCCAUCCAUUCAACCCGAAUCCCAAUCAGUCUCUACUUCUACCGACAAGAACCCUCCCAUAUUUUUCAAUCAGACACAAAAUCCUCCCCAGAGCUUCGACGCAGACAGCUUAGCUGUGCACGGAGCAUCUGAAAGUCAAUCUACGGUGUCGGCUGGCGCGCAAGCCGCCUACCAACCUACUCGAAUCACCGUGCAUACUGGCGCUGAUGAUGUUGCGCCAGACAACAAUGGUUCAGUUGAACCCCCGCCGCAGUAUUCAGAGCAUCGAGAAAUUCGUGCCUUGUGA
This is a messenger RNA of Suillus bovinus, 2231 nucleotides long. RefSeq lists its product as uncharacterized. The transcript has 7 exons. The coding region runs from base 390 to 2231 and encodes 613 amino acids. The record is from RefSeq and is a predicted model, not a curated record. Lineage: Eukaryota; Fungi; Basidiomycota; Agaricomycetes; Boletales; Suillaceae.